UCGUGUUGUUUAGGUCAGAAAUUCGAAUUACGCGUAUGGUACCGUACCAAUUACCAGUCGAAAAGUCGGGCGAUAAUAAUUUAUAACUCUAACACUGAUAAAAAUAUUACUCGUUAUUCAAUUCUAAUAUUAGUGUAUAACUUGUAAGUUUCAAGCAGCUCCAUUAUUUUCGAUUCUAGUCAUGAGCGACAGAUCGGAAGUGCUUAAAGCAAUCAACAAACUCUUUGAAAAAAGAGAGCCAUGGCAAAUCAUUUCUAUGACAGCUUCUUCUGUAUUAGUAGCAGUUUGGGCUCACAGUCUCUACAAUGCAAAAGAAACGCCAACAACCAGGUUGCGAAAACAGUUUUUCCGAUGGCUGCGAUACAUACCGUUUGUGCAGCGAAAGAUCGACGAAAAAAUGGAUGAGAUAAAGAGGGAUUUCAAGCGCGACGUAGCCAAGAGACUCGACGGAGUUCCCAUCAGGAGAGAGAUACCAGAGGUCGGCUUCACACCAGAGGCAGUGGCUGAAGAGAUACUUGACCUUAUUAACUUAGGGUCGUACGACUGGCGCGGCGGCAACGUAUCGGGCGCGGUGUACCACCUCGACCAGGACAUCGUAGAUGUGGCGUGCGCCGCGUACGCCGCCACCGCGUACACCAACCCGCUCCACGCGGACGUCUUCCCCGGCGUCAACAAGAUGGAGGCCGAGAUCGUGCGGAUGGCGGUCAACCUGUUCCACGGGGAUGACGAAUGCUGCGGCACGGUGACAACAGGCGGCACUGAAUCUAUCAUGAUGGCGUGCAAGGCCUUCAGAGACCUGGCGUACGACCGCGGCAUCAGCAAUCCGCAGAUGAUUUUGCCGACGACAGCGCACACGGCAUUCGACAAGGCUGCUCAGUACCUCGGCAUAUCGGUGGUGACGGUGCCCGUCUCAUCGGACACACUCACUGUUAAUGUUGACGAUGUGCGACGAGCCAUCUGUAGACGAACUUGUAUGAUCGUGGGUUCCGCUCCAAACUUCCCGUACGGCACCAUGGACGACAUAUCGGCGUUAUCCGACUUAGCCGUGGAAUACGGUAUCCCGCUCCACGUGGACGCGUGCCUGGGCGGGUUCCUAGCGGCGUUCAUGCCGGCUGCCGGAUAUCCGGUCCCGCCGUUUGACUUCCGGCUGCCGGGAGUGUGCAGUAUGUCCGCUGAUACGCACAAGUACGGCUUCGCGCCGAAGGGUACAUCGGUAGUGUUGUACCGUAAGCCGGAGUACCGCCACUGUCAGUACACUGUGACCACAGACUGGCCGGGCGGCGUCUACGGCUCACCCACUGUCAACGGCAGUCGCGCGGGCGGGCUCAUAGCGGCGUGCUGGGCGACCAUGAUGUACGUGGGCCGCGAGCGGUACGUGCGCAUGGCCAGAGAGGUGCUGCAGACUACGAAGUACAUUGAGAGAGAGCUACGCAGCAUCGACGGCAUCUACAUAUUCGGCAAACCCGCGACCAGCGUCAUAGCGUUCGGCUCCAACAAGUUCGAUAUCUUCAAACUGGCGGACCACCUACACAAGAAGGGCUGGAGUUUGAACACUUUGCAGUUCCCGUCAGGGGUGCACAUCUGCGUGACGCACACGCACACGCGCGACGGUGUUGCGGCGCGGUUUGUGUCGGAAGUGCGCGACGCGACGCGCGCCUGCCUUGCAGAAGGCAGCGAGCCGGUACAGGGGAAGAUGGCAAUAUACGGAGUCGCACAGAGCAUUCCCGACAGGAGUCUAGUGUCAGACAUCACUAAACACUUUAUCGACUCCUUGUAUUACUUGCCAACACCCGAAGAUAAAGUCGAGAAAGAUAUAGAGAAAUAAGGUGAAAAGGGAGAGACACAAUGCAAGAAAUUAUUGAAACACACUUUGUCAAACGCUACUUUGUUCAUUAUGUUCAUGAAGAAAUCAUGCAGAACAAUAAAAUGUAUAGCACUAAUAAAAUGACGUGUGUGUAUGUUUAAAGAUUAUAUUGUGUAAUAUUCUAUACUUAAAUAAUAAAUUUUAAAAUAAUUAUAUUAGGGAACAGAAAAUGUAUUCUUGAAUUUGACAAGUGUGUUUCAACUAGUAUUUUUUUAGUACUUUAUCAGUUAGAUGAUAUUUUGAUAGUCAUUGUAACUAUAUUAUUUAUUUGUAAGUACAUACAUUGUUAU
This is a messenger RNA of Aricia agestis (brown argus), 2154 nucleotides long. It is a transcript of the gene Sply, whose product is annotated as sphingosine-1-phosphate lyase. The record is from RefSeq and is a predicted model, not a curated record. Gene Ontology annotation, biological process: carboxylic acid metabolic process; sphingolipid catabolic process. NCBI's taxonomy places the organism in Eukaryota, Metazoa, Arthropoda, Insecta, Lepidoptera, Lycaenidae. Gene Ontology annotation, cellular component: endoplasmic reticulum. Gene Ontology annotation, molecular function: sphinganine-1-phosphate aldolase activity; pyridoxal phosphate binding. The transcript has 11 exons. Bases 182 to 1825 code for a protein of 547 amino acids.